Larimichthys crocea (large yellow croaker) is the source of this 7560-nucleotide messenger RNA. It is a transcript of the gene arfgef2, whose product is annotated as ADP-ribosylation factor guanine nucleotide-exchange factor 2 (brefeldin A-inhibited). Gene Ontology annotation, molecular function: guanyl-nucleotide exchange factor activity. Gene Ontology annotation, biological process: regulation of ARF protein signal transduction. The record is from RefSeq and is a predicted model, not a curated record. The transcript has 39 exons. Bases 364 to 5973 code for a protein of 1869 amino acids. NCBI's taxonomy places the organism in Eukaryota, Metazoa, Chordata, Actinopteri, Sciaenidae.
UGUUGCUCAAUUCACGUAAGCACCGUUUGGCACGUUAUAAACGUUCAAACCUCCCGUGGGAUGAAUUUAAUCGGAGAAAUUAAAUAUAAUGUCGAACUUAGACGACGUAAACACUUUCUGACCUCACAUCAGGAGGUUACCCACCCACCCCGUCAGGGUGCUCGAGUCAAACCCCAGACAGCUGAGAAUCACGUGACGUGACGUGUAAUCAGCAUGGCGGCGCUGAGCUGAGGUAGCGACUCCGCUGGACUGACACCGAUAGCCUGGGCUUUCGUUAGCUUUCCCCCUUGUCACCUGCUUUUACUGGCAGGGCCAGGCCGAAGAUGACGGCCUGAGGAGAGGGAGCGGUAACAAGACCGAGACAUGCAGCAGCAGCAACAACAACAGCGGCCACCACCACCACUAACACCACCAACACCACAGCAGCAGCAGCAAAACUCACAGUCGAAGGCGGAGAACAGUAAAACCAAGAGCAUGUUUCUGUCCAGGGCGCUGGAGAAAAUCCUCUCGGACAAGGAGGUGAAGAGGAGCCAGCACAGCCAGCUGCGCAAAGCCUGUCAGGUGGCGCUCGAUGAAAUCAAGGCAGAGCUUGAAAAACAAAAGGAUGGCACUGUGGUCCCACCCAGAGCCAACUACAUCGAGGCUGACAAAUAUGUGCUGCCCUUUGAGUUGGCCUGUCAGUCGAAGUCCCCCCGGAUAGUUAGCACCUCUUUGGACUGUCUGCAGAAGCUGAUCGCGUACGGCCACAUCACAGGCAAUGCCCCGGACAGCAGGACCCCGGGCAAGAGGCUGAUCGACCGGCUGGUGGAAACCAUCUGCAACUGCUUCCAGGGCCCGCAGACCGACGAGGGAGUGCAGCUACAGAUCAUCAAGGCCCUGCUGACGACCGUGACCUCCCCGCACAUAGAGAUCCACGAGGGCACGGUUCUCCUCACAGUCAGGACCUGCUAUAACAUCUACCUGGCCAGCCGCAACCUCAUCAACCAGACCACGGCGAAGGCCACGCUCACGCAGAUGCUCAACGUUAUCUUCACACGCAUGGAAAACCAGGCUGCUCUGGAGGCUCAGGAGCAAGAGAAGGACCGGCUACGUCUGCCCCAGCAGAACCCAUCCCCAGUCCCAGGUAAUCGCAGGUCCGGCUCUCCGCGGUCCGACCGGACGUCAACUCCAGAGCCCCAGAGUUCACCUUCCCCAGCAGCCAGUUCUCCAGACCUCACCACAACUAACACAACCAGUACCAUGCACCCACAACAAACCGCCGACCAGGACCAGGACCAAGCCGCAGACACACCAUCAAUCAAUGGAGAACCUGAGAGCGGCAGUGCUCCGAUAAACGGAGGAACAGAACCAGUCACACCAACAAGAGAUUCAGUUUUUGAAGACGAAGGUGUGGGGACGCAUCCUACAGCUGCUCAGCCAGCUGAAGAAGGGGACAAACCAGAGAGCAGUCCAAAUUCAGCCGAGUCAGAGACGACCGAAGGAGAGGAGGGAGAGCGUCAACCAACACAGAUGCACAGCGAAACAGCCUUUCUUCCAGGAGGUGAGUACCCAGCCCACCCUGUCACCGAGCAGACGGAGGUGCCCCCACCCAGAGUCAGAACAGAGGGUCAGCAGAUGAAUGGCAUCAUUGAGGACCGCUCCUCUGUUUCCUCCACAGAUAUGCUGGAUGCUGAGGCCCUGCAGGGACCCCACAGUGCCGCCCGCUUCUCUCACAUCCUGCAGAAAGACGCCUUCCUGGUGUUUCGCUCUCUCUGCAAACUCUCCAUGAAGCCCCUCGCUGAUGGACCACCAGACCCAAAGUCCCAUGAGCUGAGGUCCAAGAUUGUAUCCCUGCAGCUGCUGCUGUCUGUGCUGCAGGGCGCCGGGCCCGUGUUUCGCACCCAUGAGAUGUUCGUCAACGCCAUCAAACAGUAUCUGUGCGUGGCGCUGUCCAAAAACGGCGUCUCCUCCGUGCCUGAGGUCUUUGAGCUCUCACUGGCCAUCUUCCUCACAUUGCUGUCCCACUUUAAGGUCCACCUGAAGAUGCAGAUAGAGGUGUUUUUCAGGGAGAUUUUUCUGACCAUCCUGGAGACAUCGACCAGCUCCUUUGAGCACAAGUGGAUGGUUAUCCAGACACUAACACGCAUCUGUGCAGAUGCCCAGUGCGUGGUCGACAUCUACGUGAACUACGACUGUGACUUGAAUGCCGCCAACAUCUUCGAGCGGCUCGUCAACGACCUGUCGAAGAUAGCUCAGGGGAGGAGUGGUCAGGAGCUCGGGAUGACUCCUCUGCAGGAGCUCAGCCUUCGUAAAAAGGGUCUGGAGUGUCUGGUGUCCAUCCUCAAGUGUAUGGUGGAGUGGAGCAAAGACAUGUAUGUCAAUCCAAACCUUCAAGCUAACCUGGGCCAGGAGCAUCCGUCUGAUAGUGACGGAGGAGAGCUGAAGCUUCCAGAGCAGCUGGCAGGACGUCGAGACAGCAUCAGCUCACUGGACUCCACCGUCUCCUCCAGCGUCACGGCUUCGCAGGCGGACCAUCCGGAGCAGUACGAGGUCAUCAAACAGCAGAAGGACAUCAUCGAGCACGGCAUCGAACUCUUCAACAAGAAGCCGAAGCGAGGUAUCCAGUACCUGCAGGACCAGGGCAUGCUGGGUUCCACAGUUGAGGACAUCUCCCAGUUCCUGCACCAGGAGGACAGACUGGACACUACCCAGGUGGGAGAGUAUCUGGGCGAGAACAUCAAGUUCAACAAAGAAGUCAUGUACUGCUACGUGGACCAGUUAGACUUUUGCGGGAGGGACUUUGUCUCUGCACUCAGAGCGUUCCUGGAAGGCUUCAGGCUGCCUGGCGAGGCCCAGAAGAUCGACAGGCUGAUGGAGAAGUUUGCUGCCCGAUACCUAGAGUGCAACCAGGGACAGACUCUGUUUGCCAGUGCAGACACUGCCUACGUGCUGGCAUACUCCAUCAUUAUGCUCACCACAGACCUGCACAGUCCUCAGGUGAAGAACAAGAUGACGAAGGAGCAGUACAUCAAGAUGAAUCGUGGUAUCAACGACAGUAAGGACCUGCCUGAAGAGUAUCUAUCCUCCAUAUACGAUGAGAUCGCGGGCAAGAAGAUCGCCAUGAAGGAGAGCAAAGAGUUCUCGAUCACACCAAAGUCCACCAAGCAGAGUGUAGCCAGCGAGAAGCAGCGUCGUCUGCUGUACAACAUGGAGAUGGAGCAGAUGGCAAAGACAGCGAAAGCUCUGAUGGAGGCUGUCAGCCACGCUCAGGCCCCCUUCUUCAGCGCUACACACCUGGAGCACGUCAGGCCCAUGUUCAAGCUGGCGUGGACGCCCUUGCUUGCAGCGUUCAGUGUGGGACUGCAGGACUGUGAUGACCCGGAGGUGGCCUCGCUGUGUCUGGAGGGCAUUCGAUGUGCCAUCAGGAUCGCCUGCAUCUUCAGCAUGCAGCUGGAGCGAGAUGCGUACGUCCAAGCCUUGGCCAGAUUCACCCUGCUGACUGCCAGUUCCAGCAUCACAGAGAUGAAGCAGAAGAACAUCGACACUAUCAAGACCCUAAUCACUGUGGCCCACACUGACGGAAACUACCUGGGCAACUCCUGGCAUGAGAUCUUGAGGUGUAUCAGUCAGCUGGAGCUCGCCCAGUUGAUCGGCACGGGGGUAAAGACACGUUACAUCUCAGGUGUGGUCCGAGACAAGGAGGCCGGCAUCAAGGGCUUACCCUCCGGCACAGAGGAGUUCAUGCCCCUGGGGCUGGGUAACUUGGUGGGAAGUCAGGACAAGAGACAGAUGGCUCACAUCCAGGAGUCGGUAGGAGAGACGAGCUCUCAGAGCGUGGUCGUGGCUGUGGACAGGAUUUUCACUGGCUCCACCAGAUUAGAUGGAAAUGCAAUUGUGGACUUUGUGAGGUGGCUGUGCGCGGUGUCCAUGGACGAGCUGGCCUCAGCGCACCAGCCGAGGAUGUUCAGCUUACAAAAGAUCGUGGAAAUCUCCUACUACAACAUGAACCGCAUCAGGCUGCAGUGGUCUCGAAUUUGGCAGGUCAUAGGAGACCACUUCAAUAAGGUGGGUUGUAACCCCAAUGAGGAUGUAGCCAUCUUUGCUGUGGACUCUCUGAGGCAGCUCUCCAUGAAGUUCUUGGAGAAAGGAGAGUUGGCCAAUUUCCGCUUCCAGAAAGACUUCCUCAGGCCUUUUGAGCACAUCAUGAAGAAGAACAGGUCCCCCACUAUCAGAGAUAUGGUGAUCAGGUGUGUGGCUCAGAUGGUAAACUCCCAGGCGGCCAACAUCCGUUCAGGAUGGAAGAACAUCUUCUCAGUGUUUCACCAGGCAGCCUCCGACCACGACGAGACUAUAGUGGAGCUGGCCUUCCAGACCACUGGGCACAUUGUCAUGAAAACUUUCCAGGAGCACUUUGCAGCUGCUAUUGAUUCCUUCCAGGAUGCAGUGAAGUGUCUGUCAGAGUUUGUGUGCAACGCAGCUUUUCCUGACACUAGCAUGGAGGCUAUCCGACUCAUCCGACACUGUGCUAAAUACGUCUCAGAAAGGCCACAGACCCUGAGGGAGUACACCAGUGAUGACAUGAACGUCGCCCCCGGUGAUCGUGUGUGGGUUCGUGGCUGGUUUCCAAUUCUGUUUGAGCUCUCUUGUAUCAUCAACCGCUGCAAGCUGGAUGUCCGGACUAGAGGCCUCACAGUCAUGUUUGAGAUCAUGAAGAGUUAUGGCCACACGUUCGAGAAGCAUUGGUGGCACGACCUCUUCAGAAUCGUCUUCCGCAUCUUUGACAACAUGAAGCUCCCCGAGCAGCAGACAGAGAAAACUGAGUGGAUGACAACAACAUGUAACCACGCGCUGUAUGCCAUCUGUGACGUGUUCACCCAGUUCUAUGAGCCUCUCAGUGAAAUCCUGCUGGCUGACAUUUUCACACAGCUCCAGUGGUGUGUCAGGCAAGACAACGAGCAGCUGGCUCGAUCGGGGACCAACUGUCUGGAGAACCUGGUGAUUCUGAACGGGGAGAAGUUCAGCCCCGACGUCUGGAAAAUCACCUGCUCCUGCAUGCUGGAGAUCUUCCAGAACACCAGCCCUCACGCUUUGUUGACUUGGCGACCGGCUGGACAGGAUGAGGAAACUACAGAUGGCAAACAUUUUGAUGCCGACUUCGACAGCCAGUCCCAGAGCAGCUACGACAGAGCUCUCUCUGAGAGAGGACACAGCCAGAUGUCCAGCGACGACACCUGGAAGGGCAAGUCCAACGCCCGACUGUCGGACCAGAAGCUGUUUGCAGGGCUGCUCAUUAAAUGCGUGGUACAGCUUGAACUAAUCCAGACCAUAGACAACAUCGUCUUCUUCCCAGCAACCAGCAAAAAAGAGGAUGCUGAGAACAUGGCUGCUGCACAGCGAGAUGCUCUGGAGGAGUCGGAGUCUGAGGGAGGCGAGGCGGGUCUGGAUCAGGGUAUGUACAGACACAUGACUUCUGCACACCUCUUCAAGCUGCUGGACUGUCUGCUGGAGUCGCACACCUUCGCCAAGGACUUUAACUCCAACAACGAACAGAGAACAGCGCUCUGGAGAGCAGGCUUUAAAGGGAAAUCCAAGCCCAACCUGUUGAAGCAGGAGACGAGCAGUCUUGCCUGCAGCCUGAGGAUCUUGUUCAGGAUGUACUCUGACCGUCAGCUGCAGGACUCGUGGCCUGACAUCCAGACACGCCUGCUGCUGGUGUGCAGUGAAGCUCUGGCCUACUUCAUCAGUCUGACUUCAGAGAGCCACAGAGAGGCAUGGAACAGUCUGCUGAUGCUGCUGCUCACCAGGACGCUACGGCUGCCCGAUGACAAGUUCAAGCCGCAUGCUUCCUGCUACUACCCCCACCUCUGUGAAAUGAUGCAGUUCGACCUGAUCCCCGAGCUGCGGGCCGUCCUCAGGCGCUUCUUCCUGCGCAUCGGCUCUGCCUUCCACAUCGCUGCGCCCGAGGGGGUGUACGCCCGAACUCCCUCAUCCUAAAAAUGGGGUCAUGCUUGAGGGAUAUAUGGAGAAAUAGACAUUGUCGAGUAGAUCACAAAGUGGACAUGAGAGGACCCCCUCCCUUCUCUCUCUUUCUCUCUCCCUCUCUCUCUUGUGGACUGGAACUGGGGCUGCGGCGUCAGGGGGAAGACGACAAAGACUGUAGCUUUUCUGUCUCAGUUCAGGACUCUGCAUUAAAGUGUUAAGCUUUUCUACUGCGCCUGUAGAAAAGUCUUCACCCUGUCCUUCCUCCCUUCUCUCUCGGGGAUGAACAGCACUGUGACCAGCACUCUCUGCUGACUGUAGUCAUUCAUCAUCCCCCUGACUCUCAUCUCAAACUGCAAUGACUAGAAAAGAGGAACUGUAAACAAAUAAUUUAUUGAUAUUGUUGCAAACCCUGUAUCUGAUUUUGUUUUUUUUGUUUGUUUGUUUGUUUGUUCUCUUUCUGUUUUAAAAGAAAAAUACUUGACAGGUAAAAGUCUAUCUACAUGCUGAAGGCAAAUGAGCGUUGACAUUGAAGUUUUGACAUUUGACCUUUGAGAAAGUCUCUCGGCCGCCUGUGCCUGUUUAGAAAACGAUGACACAGUCGGUGUCGCCCUUAUCGUGAGUUUGGUGAUGAAACAAAUCAAAAUAUGUUGUAAUAUCUGGACCGUCACGUUUCAACGCCCAUCCCAAAGCAAUGUUUGUCACUUUAUUGUUUAUGUUCCCCUCUUCUGUCCGUCUGUGUUACUCGGUAGCGAGCUGAUCUUCAGCACUAUCAAAGAUCUAACGUGGCUUCGUUUGUUUGUGAAGUCUCUGCUCUCUGUGACACAAUAGUCCCAUCAUCUUAAUCAUAUCUUGCCUUGUUGAUGAGAUUUUACUUAUUUAUUUUUGCUCUUGCUUUAAUUUGUUUUUGUGAUUAUUUUUGCUGGUUUACAAUGAAAGCUUGUAAAAACACGCUACUUCCCUGUCAUGCAUUCCUUCGUGUGUUGACCCAGUAAGCCUUACACUGAAGGACGUAACAUGGAGUCGACUCCUCCUGGCUUUAAAAUGACAGACUCCUCAUAAAACCCUCCACUAACGCAUCAAUUGGCCCUCUAAGGUGACACAGUGGUUGUUUAUUUCCCCACACACUCUUUUUGCACAUCAGCUGCUGACAGUUUGCUCGUGUAUUAACACCGCUCAGUGUACCGACCUCCUCUGGACGGUUGGAAUGCCCAUCAGUGUUGUGUCACAUUCAACAGUAGAGUUCAAACACAGGAAGAUCCGGGAUGCAGAGUGAGUCUCUGCAUCCUGAACCUUUCCUAGUUUAUUCCAUGCCUUUUUUUAAAAAAAGAAGGAUGUAUGUAAUUAUUUAAAGUGCAUUUAAAUAUUUUUUGAGAAGCAUUCCUUCCCUCGCAACUAUGGAUGUCUACUUUUCUUCCCUAAAGCUAGGGAAUAUAUAAAUAUAUAUAUACAGUAAAUGAAAAAAAUGCAGACUGUAAAGUUUUCAAUGUAAGAUACAUAGAAAUGAAAGUGCUAUACGGUUCUAUACAUAAUAUUGUGAUGUAAUCUUCCAAGCAUUUGGUGAAGUAUCAAUAAAACCUGAAUUCUGAUCCACUCCAGUGA